Molecule: messenger RNA, 10540 nt
Organism: Caretta caretta (loggerhead turtle)
Lineage: Eukaryota; Metazoa; Chordata; Testudines; Cheloniidae
Gene: ELFN2
Product: extracellular leucine rich repeat and fibronectin type III domain containing 2
Cellular component (GO): plasma membrane
Molecular function (GO): protein binding
Source: RefSeq, a predicted model, not a curated record
UGUUGCAUGUGUGCGAUCGCGUGAGGGGAGGGGGUCGUUCCCAGCAGCUGUUGCAUGUGUGCGAUCGCGUGAGGGGAGGGGGUAGUCUCCCAGCAGCUGGUGCAUGUGUGUGUUUUAACAUAUCUAACGGAGGCCCACCCCCUUACCUGUGUGCACCGGAGCUGUGGCUGGGCAAGGCGGUGCAGCCUGGGCGCUAGCUCCAGGGGAGACAGACCUUCGCUUGUCACAGCCUGCCCGGCUGGGAGCAGCAGCCUCGCCUCGCCCCAGAGCCCGGGCCGAAGUCAUCACUGGCGGUUUAAAUGCCACCACGGCCCCUUCUGCCUGGUGCUCCCCGUGAUGCAGCUGCAGCGGCGGCCAAUCCCCCGCCUGUCUCCGCCCGCCCCGGCUUCAGCCUCCGUCUCCGCUCGGCCGGGGGGUCGUGAGCCCGGCCGCUGGGCCUCGGGGCAAUGAAGCAGCUGGGGGAGAGGGGAACCCACCGUGCAAAGGGGUGAGGCCGGGGGAGGGGGCCCCCCCCCGCGCGCACACACACACACACACACACACACACCGGCGCGCGCGCGCGGCGGGAGCGCCAGCCCUUGCAGGAGCGAUCCUCGGAGCCAGGAGGGGUCUGAGAGUCUCCCCGCGGGAGCGGCAGAGAGAAAGGGAGUUUGUGGCUUUGCACUUUGGAAACAGAAUGAGAAUUCAUUGACGAUGGACAGACUUCUUAACUGGAUCUAACUGAGCAGGCAUGCUGUGUGUGUACCACUGGAGCUGUGCCAACCCUGUCCCACACGCGCUGCUGGGGAUGCUGAGCAUGGGGCCGCGAUACACCCGGGGACAGAGCCACACGUAACGGAGAGAGAGAAAGUACCCACCCAAGGAGAAGAACACGGUGGGAGAGAAAGAUUCCGGAGACAGAUGGAUCGCUCGCUCGCUAGCUCUCUAGCUCUCUAUAUUUUUGUUUUCAAGAUGUUUGAUCUGAAGUUCUGAAGCAUCUCGGAGGGGACCCAGGAGAGGGGGAGGAGGAGCAACCCAGGGAGCCCAGCGACAGAAGAGGCAGCUCCUCCGAGACACCUGGGGGUCGUGGGGGAAGGCGGAGAGGGUGUGGGGAGGUGUCGUUCCUGAGCCUCCAGGAAGAUUAGUUGUUUAAUUUUUGUUUUGUUUUAAAGAGAAGCACAGAUUUCCGCUCGCCCCCCCCUUUUCCCCCGAUUGGGAGUGGCAGGAAGGAGUGGAUUUUGCCCCCUGCUGCUCUACACCCCGGGGUUGGCGCGGAGAGAAAGAAAAAUGUUGGUGACAGCACCGGAUAGAACUGAGGUGCCUGUGCCCUCCUAUCGCUAACCACCAAGGGAGCGUCGCCUCUCGUCCCCUCCCUUUGCUCUUCGGAGGCUCGUUUUCCUUUUUGCCAGCAGGGGGAGGGGGGGUGCCGCAUCCGAACAUGCUGCUUCUGGGCUUGUGGGCAGCUGCCCUGCUCUGCGUGUUCUCCCCUGGCAUGGUGCGUGGCGACUGCUGGCUGAUCGAGGGGGACAAGGGUUACGUGUGGCUGGCCAUCUGCAGCCAGAACCAGCCUCCCUACGAGACCAUCCCCCAGCAUAUCAACAGCACAGUGCACGACCUGCGCCUGAAUGAGAACAAGCUCAAGGUGGUGCUAUACUCCUCCCUCAACCGCUUCAGCAACCUCACCGACCUGAACCUGACUAAGAAUGAGAUCUCCUACAUUGAGGACGGGGCUUUCAUGGGCCAGGCCAACCUGCAGGUCCUGCAGCUGGGCUACAACAAGCUCACCAACCUGACGGAGGGCAUGCUGCGCGGCAUGGCCCGGCUGCAGUUCCUCUUCGUGCAGCACAACCUGAUCGAGGUGGUCACACCCACCGCCUUCUCUGAGUGCCCCAGCCUGAUCAGCAUCGACCUGUCCUCCAACCGGCUGAGCAGGCUGGAGGGGAACACCUUCACCAGCCUGAGCAACCUGAUGGUGUGUGAGCUAGCUGGCAACCCCUUCAACUGUGACUGUAGCCUCUACAGCUUCCUCACCUGGCUGGUGGUCUUCAAUAACGUCACCAAGAACUAUGACCGGCUGCAGUGUGAGACCCCCCGAGAGUUCGCCGGCUACCCGCUCCUGAUGCCUCGACCCCACCACAACCGCAACGCCAUCACCAUCUUCCAGUCCAUGUGCCGGGGAGGCACCAUCCCAUCCCUCUCAAGGAUCAACCCCACCCCCUACACUCCCGACUCCCAGAGAGACCUGGAUGAGAACUCGGGGUUCAACCCCGGGGACUUCCUCUCCGUCGAGCCCCCAGCCUCCUCCACCACCGACUCCUCAUUCAACCCCAGCAUCAAGCUGCACCACGUAACCAUCACCUCAGCCACCUUGGUGGUGACGAUCCCCUCGCCCUUCAGCAAGAUGUACGUGCUGGUCCAGUACAACAACAGCUACGUUUCUGAUGUCACGACCCUGAAGAACAAGAAGGAGUUUGUCACCCUUAGCAAGCUGAAGGCCCACACGGACUAUACCUUCUGUGUGGCCUCCAUCCGCAACUCCAAGCGCUACAAUCACACCUGCCUGUCCUUCGCCACCAGGAGCAAGGGGAGGGAGGACCCAGUGCCCAAUACCUCCACCACCACUCAUUACAUCAUGACCAUCCUGGGCUGCCUCUUUGGGAUGGUCAUCGUCCUGGGGGUGGUGUACUACUGCCUGAGGAAGCGAAGGAUGCAGGAAGAGAAGCAGAAGUCCCUCAACGUCAAGAAGACCAUCCUGGAGAUGCGCUAUGGCUCGGAUAUAGACACCAGCUCCAUCGUCCACACUUCGCAGAAGCUGGGCGAGCCGCCCGUCAUCCCUGUCUCGCGGAUGUCCUCCAUCCCUUCCAUGAUGGGGGAUAAGCUGCCCCCGUCCAAGUCAAUGGAGGCUGGGAUGGAGACCCCCAAAGUUACCACCAAGGGCAACUACAUUGAGGUGCGGACGGGCGGCGGGGAUGCGCUGGAGAGAGCCCAGCGGGACGAUGAUCUGCGUGAGCUCGACAACGGCCAGGGCUCGGCAGCUGAGAUCUCCACCAUCGCCAAGGAGGUGGACAAGGUCAACCAGAUCAUCAACAACUGCAUCGACGCCCUCAAGUUGGACACGGCCUCCUUCCUGGGAGGAGGGAGUGGUGUCGACUCGGACAUGGCAUUUGAGUGCCAGUCCAUCCCUGCCAGCUCCUCGGGUGGGCUGGAGCGGCCCGGCUUCCUGUCGCCACCCUACAAGGAGAGCUCCCACCACCCCCUGCAGCGCCAGCUGAGCGCGGAUGCGGCUGUGGCCAGGAAGACCUGCAGCGUCUCAUCCAGCGGCUCCAUCAAGAGUGCCAAGGUCUUCAGCCUUGAUGUGCCCGACCACCCACCAAUGAGCAAGUCAGAUUCCAAGUACAUCGAGAAAGGCAGCCCACUCAACAGCCCCCUGGAUCGUCUUCCCCUGGUAUCCCCAGGUGCCAUCCACCACCUGGAGGUCAAACCUUCCUACCAUUGCAGCGAGCACCGACAUUCCUUCCCGGCCCUGUACUACGAGGAGAGUGCUGACACCCUGAGCCAGCGGGUGUCGUUCCUUAAGCCUCUCUCCCGCUCCAAGCGGGACUCCACGUACUCGCAGCUCUCCCCCAGACACUACUUCUCGGGCUACUCUUCCAGCCCCGAGUACUCGUCCGAGAGCACCCACAAGAUCUGGGAGCGCUUCCGGCCUUACAAGAAGCACCACCGGGAGGAGGUUUACAUGGCGGCUGGCCACGCCCUGCGGAAGAAAGUCCAGUUCGCCAAGGAUGAGGAUCUGCACGACAUCCUGGAUUACUGGAAAGGAGUCUCCGCUCAGCAGAAGUUGUGACUCUCUGUUUAAAAGGAAAGAAAAAAAACCCAACAACCACCAACAGAAGAACCACUUGACUGUGAACAAAAACCGAACAGGCCCCUCCCGCCAUGACAAAAACGAACCGAGAACCGUUUCUUACAAAGUUUACAAAAAAAAAAAAAAAAGGCAAACAAAAAACAAAGUCCCGCAAUGAAUUGUCUCUCCUGUGUUAUGGGGACCACUGUUCCUCCUGCAGCUGGUUGGGAGGAGCUGCCUGCUUUGACACUGUGGUAAUGAUGCUGACGGGCUAGCGGGAGGGAAGGACGAAGAGGGGGUUAGGCAUGGGCAGGGGGCAGAGAAGGAUGCUAACCAGCCCUAGACUAAACCACUAACCAUCGCUUUUAUGUUCCUGUUGUUAUUUUGUUCCAGAUGGUGGGGGGGUUUUAAGGAUGGGAGUGGGGCUCCUGCUUGCUCCCUUGGGGGAAGCCCCCACCAAGAGAAAAUGGGGGAUGUCACAAAACAAAGAGCCCCUCCUUGGCAUUUUAAGGGUUUGGGGGUCUUCAAGGCUUCCUUCCACCCCCCCAAGACUUGUGGGGUUUGUACAGACUCUAGCAUGUAACUGGAGGCUCUCUCUCUUUUUCUUCCACCUCGGACUCCAUUAGGGUUCCCUGAGCUUGGUUUUGGGUCUCCUGGCUUGUGGCCACAUCAGCCUCCCUUGUUCACUGAGGAAGGGAGGUAGGGCACACAGCACAGGGCUCUACCCGCCACUGGUGCAUUUCAGAAGAGAGGUCACCGACUUUCUAAGACCCCGGGGAACCCCUCACCCCCACCCCCAGCCGAACAGUCCAGUUGUCUUCCAGGAAAUGCUGGGGAGCAUGUUCUCUGGCAUGGCAAAGUGGGGUUCGCUAACGGCAGGGCGAUGGGGGAGUGGGGAAGAAGACGGGAAUUCCCAACUGCACUGAGAUCUGAAGGGUUCCCCCUCUCACCCCCACCCCUGCCCUGCCCCAGAGCUGGGGAGGGGCACACGUCUCCCACCUCCUUCAUUUGUGCUGCAGGUUCUGCACCCCCCCUUGUGCUUCGUGGGGGGAGAGGGGGGAUCAGACCCUUGAGGAGGGCCUAGGGGAGGAAUAACAGUCACAGGAUGCUCCUAUGCCUCCUCCCACCCAGCUAGACCAGAGCAGGGCCCCCUUCUCCCUGGGUGGGAGGGGGUAGAAUGAGUGGAUGGGACCGGGGACAGCUCUCUAUUGCCCAUUACACUGGAUGUGUAAAAAGAUGAGUCUGGAGAGGACAGUGUGGGGGACCUGGAUUCCACACGAAUAGGACACAUGCACCUCCCACAGAUAGGCGAGAGCUUGGAGAAGAGGGGGUAAAAUAUGGGAGGGAGGGAGAGAGAGAGUGUGGGGAAUGGCCAGGGGAAAGAGGUUACAGCCCAGGAGAUUGGUUCUGAGGCAAGGGGAAGGGGGGAGCAGCCUUGGGGGAUGAUUUCUUGGGCCCUCCCUUUGUGGGCUCUGUCAUGGAGGUGGUGUUGGGAUGGGAGAGUUAUCUGCUCCUGGGCUGAGCUCUUUCCCUGCCCUCUGCAAAACUCCCAACAGGCCUCCUCCUCCUCCUCCGUAUUGGGCUGGUCCUCUGUGCCACUUGCCACGGUGCCCACCCAUCAGAGGGAAUCCCCAACGUGCCUACAAACCCCACAUGCCCAGCCUGCUCCCCUCCCCGCACUGCUCCCUGCGACUUGGGCCCUAGCUCCCCGCCAACUGGGGAGAGGUGGGGAAGGGGGCUACAGCCCACUGCCCUCCCUUCCCCCUGUCUGAAGAAACCAAAAGCACAAUCUUUGGCACCCACCAAAUCCCCGGCCGUGUCCUUUAUUGGGGAGCCUGCUUGCAGGGUGGGGGUUGUUUCAAGUCAGCUGGCCACCCCUCUCCCCAACCUUUGACAAUCUUUCCCCUUUCUCAGGUGGGAGCAAAGCAGAGGCCGAGGUCUCCCCUCCCUCCAGUCCAACACUGAGCUUGUCUCUCCAGGGGGAGGCUGCAUUGUGGCUGGCUCCAGCCUCUGCCCCAGGCCAUGCACAGAGCCUGGGAGGGGGGCAUUCCCUCUGAGGAGCUGCUCAGAGCCCAGGGGAUGGUCAGAGGCUCUGGCCGCGUUGCAGGGUUGGGGGGCAGGGGAGACAAGGAUAUAGGGCCCGGGUAUCUCUCCACACUGGGCACAGGUACCAGUAUCUGUCAGACAGCUUGGAUCCUAUUAGCAGGAGCUAGUUAGUAUAAACAGAUUCUCACAUGCGGCGGUGGAGUAGCCCUGUCGGUCCUGGGAUGGGAGAGAGCCAAGGUGGGUGAGGUAACAGCUUUAAUCGGACCAACUUCUGUUGGUGAGAGAGACCCGCUUUCGAGCCAUCGACCUCGCCCGCCUAGUCUUGUCAAACCGAGUCUUGGCUAUUCGUGGGCAACAGCACCAUCCAGUGACUGGUGUGGUAAAUCCCAGGGGAUUAUUUCCUAGGAGCUCGCAGAGUGUAUUCCCUAUGGAGAUUGUUGGGAAGGGAUCCCAGGGGUAUAAUCCCAAGGAAGGGCCUAGGGAAGGGAUCUCGGGAUAUAGUCCCCAUGACGAUUCCAAUGUUAAAUAUCCUAGUGCAACCCCAGGCUCGUGUUUCCUCAGACCCCUUUGCUUGUCAGCGUGCAGCAUGGGCUCUUUGGCCCUGCGCUGACCCUGGCCGCAGCACAGCCCUUCUGCCCCCCGAGCUUGAGUAGUGAGGGGAAGGGUGAGUGGGGAUCUGGGGUUCAGACCUACUCCAGGGGGCUCAUAAAACAAGUGAGCCUGCAGAUGAAGGGAAGGGGUCAGAUAGUGCUGACUCCCAUCAUUUCAGGAAAGGGUGAGGACCUGGUGGGGGACUGACGGGACUGAGUCCUGUGUAUACCUUGUCCUGUUAUGUUUCCCUCCCCUCUGCUUUUCCUCAACGGUACUGCCAGUGCCUGGGAAGUCCCAUAAGCUAUUCUACAUAGCCACAUGGUGUGGGGUGAGCUGGGGUGGGGGUGGGGGGGCUGUACUUUGCCAGGAUCUCAGCUCCCAUUCCAUCCCCCAGGGGAGGAAAGGAGAUGGAGAAUAAGGGGGGUGGGUGAAGCGGUGGGGGGCUGCUGCUGGUCUCCUGGAAGGAGAAACUCCUCCUGUUGCCUGGGGUGGGGUUGGGGGUGGGUUUGAAGGGGUGUGCAACCCAAGCUCCUGCCCCACAGUGACCCCCAGCCUUGUGGGGGGGGGGGAGGUUUGCACAAGAGGACUGUUCCGAGGGGAUGGGAGGGGGAACAGCCCGCCCCUCCUCCCCGCUGCUGGCUGGCGAAUGGGAAGGACCGCCAGCGAAGUACACACACCAUGACUGAAAUGAGCAGAUCUAACCUUAUCUUUGCAUGAUGAUUUGACUGUAUUUUUCUGAGCAAACACCUGUUGUGUAUGUGCCAUUCUUUGAGAUUUAACCCCCUUUCUCUCCCUGGUCCCUCCCCUCCCCACCUUCACCCUGUUGUGAUUGGACAAGAGACUUAAGAUCUCUGGAGGGAGCGGACGCCAAAGAGAACCCAAGCCAGGUGCCCGAGCUGAACGAUGCCCCAGCCCUUCACGCUGCAAUAUCCAUCCCCCUCACCCUAUCCCCCACAAGUUUCCUAGCUCCUGGUUAGGGUAGUGGCUACCUCAUGGUCAGGUGUGAUGGGCCUGGCCCUGCAGCCCUUGCUCACUCUUGUGGUCGUUAGCCCCUCCUCCUUCGACCCCCACUGUUGUCAGUAGAGCCACUUGCAUGAGCAAGGCCCCCAGCCUGAACCCAUGAGUGAGGCCAGUCAGUGGAGAGACAGAGUCUUGGUUUGGGGUGCCCCAGCUUUGGGCACCCCUCUGAUGUCUUCAGGCCUGAUCUCUGAAGUCAAUGGAAAGACUCCUGCUGACUUGAGUGGGCUUUGGAGCUGACCCUUUCCAUCCCCCCCUCAGAUAGCUGGCAGGGUGGAGCUUGGAUGGGGGGCACUGUGUGGUGGAACUGCUAAUGCCUUUGGGAUGGAGGGGUGUGUUAAGGGGGCCACCCUGAGUCUCCUGCCCUGUCUGGAGUUCCUGGACCUCCAACUGCCAGGCUGUGAAACCACUCAGAGGAAAGGGUUUUCUUGGGGCAGACUCAGAGCCUGAAGCUUAUGGCUAGUUUCUUGCUUUGUUUCUGUGCUGGUGGAGAGAACCCAGGAUUCGUUGCAGGGAUGACAGGAAUCUCCGAUCAGUUGGCUGGAGCAGAACUGGUUUCCUGUGCCAUUGGGAUGGAUGCUGGGUGCAGCCCCCCGGGGAGAAGGGGAAGUACUUGAGCUGGAUUCCUGUGCCCCUGGGAGGGACUCUGAACCUUGAGUGGAUUGCUGUUCCCCUUGCAAGAGAGGCUAGGUUCAGCCCCCACUUGUGCUGUAUAAUACUCAUUCCUCGCUGCCCUGCGUCCUAUGUCGUACAAUUCCUCCCCAGGCUGCUGUGAAAUAUUCAUGAACUACAAAUGAAAAUUAAUGUCAAGAAAUGCUGGCUGAGGCGGUGUCCAUGUGUUUGCAAUGCUAAUCAGCGCCCCUGCCCGCCAGAGCCUCUCUGAGGCAGCUCGCAAGGAGAAGGGGCACAGGGGAGCAGGGGUGGGCAGCAGAAAGCAAGAGGAGGGAUGGAUGGGCUCAGAGAGGAGCGAGGGAUGGGAUGAGACAAGAGAGGGAGAGAGAGAUGAUAAGGGAAGGUGGCAGAGCGGGAGGUGGGGGAGUUGGAGCAAUGGAGAGGAAGUGGAAGAGGGAGACAGGACAAUGGAAAGGAGAGAAAAGGGUGGGGAUGUUGGAGAGGAGGAAGCAGGUGGGGGCAGGGGAGAAGGGUGAGGUUGACAGAGAGGAGGAGGAGUUCGGGUGAUGGAGGGGAAGGGCAGUUACAGUAUACAAAGGGAGGAUAAAGGAGGAAGGAGGGAUGGCAAAGAUGUAGAGAUGGGACUAGGGGAGGAGUGUCGGGUGGGUAGAGGAAGUGACAGAGGGCUGGGAUGGACUGUGGAGAGGAGAGAACAAAGAGGGAAGAGAGAAGAGGGGAUGGAGGAGACUGAAGUGACUGAAUGGAGGAGCAGAUACGAUGUCUGAGAGGCAGCGGUGGAUGAUGGGAUGACAGAGGAGUAGUACCGAGGAGGCUGGGUCGAUGGGGUGGCUCUGACCCCUCUCUGUGGGUACUGUGCCACAUCCUCGUAGGGCUGGAUACAGGCAGCAGCGUGGCAGGGAGCUGGCACUUAGAGCAAUGGGCCAAGUGGGGCAACAGUGCGCGUCACUGGAAGGCCAGCCCAGUCAAACCAUGGCUAGAAGCAUAUCUUGGAACACUCCCCCUCUGUGGAUGCCUCCGCUGGUGAAGAUCCUCCCAUCUAGAACCUGUCAAGCGCAGCUCCCACUGCCUCAGCCUGGGAUGUAGGGAGUUCCCCUGCAUAGCUCAGCAUGGGGAGUGCAUAGCGAGUCCUGCUACCCAACGGGAGGCACCUUGGGGUGGCCAACCAGUGCCUGGCACACAUGAAGCUGCCCAGGUUUGUAGGACAUCCGUUCCUGGCCAAUGGCAUCCCAAGAAACAUGGGAACACAGAUUUGAAAAUGAGCUCCUCACUCUAGCAGAGGGAGGUGUAACACGAUCCAAUGGCUGGAAGUGGAAGCUCGACAAAUUCAGACUGGAAAUAAGGCAUACUUUUUUGACAGCGAGGGUAAUUGACCAUUAGGAUAACUUACCGAGGGUUGUGGUGGAUUCUCCAUCGCCGGCCAUUUUUCAAUCAGGAUUGGCUGUUUUUCUAAAAGAUCUGCUCUAGGAAUUAGUCUGGGGAAGUUCUCUGGUCUGUUAUAAGGAGGGCAGGCUACAUGAUCACAGUGGUCCUUUCUGGCCUCAGGAUCUAUGUCUCUAUGAACAAGGCAAGCUAUUGGUGGUGGUGAGUGGCUUGUUCUUAACUCAUCUCCCCAUGGGGAUCUGCUGUCUUGGAAAAUCGCGUCUCUUCCCUUCCCUCCCCCGGAGGUUUCUGGCGUUUUACCCCAAGAGGGAAGAGUAGAGGCUGUGACACAUUGAAGUCUCUUGUGGCACUUGCCUGUCUCUGUACCUUGCUCCCACCAGACCACCUGCCCCCACACAGCCAGGGGCUGUCUCUGUGCUGCUCCCCCCAGCCCUCUCUGGGUGGGAUGCCUCCAUCUCCUCUCCUUUUCCUGGAAGGGAUGGAUUUCCCCUUCUCCUCUGCUCCCUCCUUCCUCCCAUCAGGCCGCACCAUCAUAGGGACACUUGACCUUUGCCUACACUUCCCCACCCCACAUGAGGCCUUGCUCUCAGGUGACCCCUGCUCUAGAAAUCCUACUUCCUCUGCUCCUGGGCACACUGGGGAGAAGGCUGGUUGUGAGGGGUCAGCCCAGCUCUCCCACCCCCAUGGCUUUGUCACAGGAACAACACCAGAGGGCCAGAGAAGGGCAGAGAGCCAGCGGUUCCCUCUCCAGUGCCCACCCCAUGUGUCCCUUGAAUGUAAUGCAGAUCCGGAGGCAGCUGCCCAGAUUGGUUCCUCGCCAGCAGCUCCUGUCCCUCCUCCUGUAACGACCCUGUGACCCUUGGUUGUGUAUGGACACAUUUGAUUUUUAUCUUGUUUUUAUUUUUAUCCCCUCCCCCCUUAUUUUAAACUGAAUGGCACGAAAUCGUUUUUCCUCAACUCGGAGAUUCCUGUAUGGAGAAAAUCAAUUUCUAUAUUUGCAAUAAAUUUCUUAUAAAAAAAAAAGCAAACAAAAAACAAACAAAACGAAUU